Molecule: messenger RNA, 3828 nt
Organism: Oncorhynchus masou masou (cherry salmon)
Lineage: Eukaryota; Metazoa; Chordata; Actinopteri; Salmoniformes; Salmonidae
Product: CD209 antigen-like protein E
Exons: 7
Coding region: 230-1132 (300 amino acids)
Source: RefSeq, a predicted model, not a curated record
AGGCCUUAGACAGAUGGAUAGUUUCUUACUAAUCAUCACAUUUGAUGGGUACGCCCAAAUCAACCACAAGUUACAAUGGUACAUUAUUACUUCGUAACUGUUUGACCAAGUAAUGGUAUGAUGAUGUUGGCACAAAAUGUACUGUACUUUGGACUAUAAAACACGUUUGGUGACCAGGAUCUUGCGUUUGGUGUUAGAUCAAUACAUUUCAGUACAGUAGGUUCAUCAUAUGACUUAUCCACACAAGUGCAAUAUAUUUGGAUUAAUCCAUUUUCAAAUGUCAAAGACCAUGGUAGAAGACAAUGAUUCCAGCACAAUGAAGAUAUUGGAUAUUGAUGACGACACACAUAGUAUGACCAGAACAAGAGAUGGUGUUAAAUAUUCAGUACAUUUUCAGUGGUGGAAGAGACCAUACAAAGUUGCUGCAUUGUGUCUGGGGCUGCUGUGUGUUCUCCUACUGGCUGGAAUCAUAGGCCUGUGUGUACACUUCACUGGUCAGCAUUAUUCUCCAGAGAGAGACCAGCUACAGACCAGCUACAACAACAUGACUAAAGAGAGAGACCAGCUACAGAUCAAUUAUAGCACCCUGACUAAAGAGAGAGACCAGCUACAGACCAGUUAUAGCACCCUGACUAAAGAUAGAGACCAGCUACAGAGGGAGACAAUCAGACUGAACAAGAAGCUCAAAGGAAAACUUCUAGGGAGACCUUGUCACGAAGGAUGGAUAAAGUUCAAAACCAGCUGUUACUUCUUGUCAACUGUGAAUAAAACCUGGGAGGAGAGCAGAAUGGACUGUCUAAGGAGAGAAGCACACCUUGUGAUGAUAAACAACAGCGAGGAACAGAUAUUCAUCAAUGGGUUAAACGGAGCAAACAAACAAAUCUGGAUUGGUCUGACUGACACAUUUGCUGAGGGAACCUGGAAAUGGGUGGACGGCACACCACUGACUACCACGUAUUGGGGGGAUGGACAGCCUAAUAGCUGGAAAGAAACAGAGCAGGACUGUGGGGAGUUUGUACACCAUUCAACAGACCCAGGGGAUUGGAAUGACGAUGGGUGUCCGUUGAACAAUACUGUGUCUGUGAGAAAUAGGAUUAUCAUAGAUACUCUCUCUGCACUGUCAUUAAUUUAAAGGACGUCUCUAUGUCCUAUGUUACUCCUUUUAGUCUUAUGUCUGAAGACCGAUGUUAUUUGGUGGAAUGGUACUAGAUGUGGGAGAAUGCCACACGCUGACAAACACACACGUACAGUGCCAGUCAAAAGUUUGGACACACCAACUCAUUCAAGGCUUUUUCUUUAUUUUUACUAUUUUUUACAGUAAUAGUGAAGACAUCAAAAAGAUCAAAUAACACACAUGGAAUCAUAUAGUAACCAAAUAAGUGCUAAACAAAUCAAAAUAUAUUUUAUAUUUGAGAUUCUUCAAAGUAGCCACCGUUUGCCUUGAUGGCAGUUUUGUACACUCUUGGCAUUCUCUCAACCAGCUUCAUGAGGAAUGAUUUUCCGACAGUCUUGAAGGAGUUCCAACAUAUGCUGAGCACGUUGCCUGCUUUUCCUUCACUCCGCAGUCCAACUCAUCCCAAACCAUCUCAACUGGGUUGAGGUCAGGUGAUUGUGGAGGCCAAGUCAUCUGAUGUAGCACUCCAUCACUCUCCUUCGUAAAAUAUCCCUUACACGGCCUGGAGGUGUGUUGGGUCAUUGUCCUGUUGAAAAACAAAUGAUAGUCCCAUUAAGCACCAACAAGAUGGGUUGGUGUAUCGCUGCAGAAUGCUGUGGAAGCCAUGCUGGUUAAGUGUGCCUUGAAUUCUAAAUAAAUCACUGAUAGUGUAACCAGCAAAUCACCACCACACCAUCACACCUCCUCCCCCAUGCUUCACCGUGGGAAUCACACAUGCACAGAUUUUCACGCCCUGACCUUAGAUAGUCUUUUUAUGUCUCUAUUUGGUUUGGUCAGGGUGUGAUUUGGGGUGGGCAUUCUAUGUUUUUGUUUUCUAUGAUUUUGUAUUUCUAUAAUUUGGCCGGGUAUGGUUCUCAAUCAGGGACAGCUGUCUAUCGUUGUCUCUGAUUGGGAACCAUACUUAGGUAGCCCUUUCCCUCCUUUCAGUGUGGGAAGUUAACUUUGUUUGUGGCACAUAGCCCUUAAGCUUCACGGUGGUUUUGUAUUGUUUAUUGUUUUUGUCGGCAUCAUCCUAAAUAAAAGGAAUAUGUACGCUCAGCAUGCUGCGCUUUGGUCCGCUUCUUUCGACGGCCGUGACAGAACUUCCCACCACAAAAGGACCAAGCAGAGUGGUAAGGGGACUCAUGGACUUGGGAGGAAAUCCUGGAUGGUAAAGGACCCUGGUGGCAGGCUGGGGAAUAUCGCCGUCCCAAGGAGGAGCUGGAGGCAGCAAAGGAGGAACGGCAUCAUUACGAGGGAACAUGGCUAGCAAGAAAGCCCGAGAGGCAGAAAUUCGACAAAUUAACUUUUAACAUAGCACACCCGUUAAUUGAAAUGCAUUCCAGGUGACUAGCUAAUGAAGCUGGUUAAGAGAAUACUUGAUAAUAGCAAAGCUGUUAUCAAGGCAAAGGGUGGCCACUUUGAAGAAUCUCAAAUAUAAAAUAUAUUUAGGUUUGUUUAACACUUUUUUGGUUACUACAUGAUUCCAUAUGUGUUAUUUCAUAGUUUUGAUGUCUUCACAAUUACUCUACAAUGUAGAAAAUAGUACAAUUCAAGAAAAACCCUUGAAUGAGUUGGUGUGUCCAAAUGUUUGACUUGUACUAUACACACACAAAUUGUGUACACAUUUCACACAAUGUACAUCAUUCAAUAGCUGCUGUCAAUAUACAGUAUCACUGGAAAAUUUUACUCAUAGAUUAAAGUGACCGUAUAAAAUUAUGUUUCAUGUUCUACAGUAUGCUUGCUGCUUUUGCUUACAUUUUGCUGUACACUAGCAAGGCGUAAUUUCUGCUUCGUCAAUAAAUCAUUGAACCUCGAUGACAUUAAGGAGUUUAAGUCAUUCCCUUAUUGCUCUCUUACUCUCCUUUGUAAUACAGUCGGUAGAGCAUGGCGCUUGCAACUCCAGAGUUAGUGGUUUCGAUUAUGAAAUUAAAUGAUGAAAAACAGUAUGAAAAUGUAUUUAAUCACUAUUGUAAGUCGCUCUGGAUAAGAGUGUCUGAUAAAUUCCGUGGCAGGUAGCCUAAUGUUUACAGCAUUAGACCAGCUUGAAUCCCCGAGGUGACAAGGUAAAAAUAUGUCGUUCUUCCCCUGAACAAGUCGGUUAACCCACUGUUCCUAAGCCGUCAUUGAAAAUAAGAAUUUGUUCUUAACUGAUUUGCCUAGUUAAAUAAAGGUCAAAUGUUGUUUUUAAAGAAAUAGCAAGUAGAAUUGGAUUCUUUGGUCCCUGCCGAAAAAAGCAUUAGGUUUGAAAGUAACUAUCUAGCUAACAUAAUUACUACAAAUACUAUUUAAAUGUCCUUGUUUUAACUAUACUGCUUUCACUGUCAAUGCAGAAUACAUUGCCUGAUCAGACAUUCACUGGCAGAUGGGUUACAGGCAUAUAAAGUUGAAUUAAUUAUUGAAAUGUAUUACAUCAUUGUCUCUUGCUGUUAAGUGAAUGGCCACAUUGAUACCUUCCUUGCUAGAUGGGGAACUCUAAUCAAAUAGCAUUUCAUCAAUUGCCUUGGGUGCUUGACUUUGUCUGAAAGUGGGAUGCAAAUAUAUAUUUUUAUACUGUUUCUUCACAGAGGGACUCAUAUUUAUGAACAGAACACAACUAUUUUUCUGGUCUUGCUGCAAUAAAUUAUAUUGAACUUGAGUACUCCAAUUAAAAAAUAUAUGCAUUUAAAAAAAAA